Gossypium arboreum is the source of this 1335-nucleotide messenger RNA. Its product is annotated as 14-3-3-like protein D. The record is from RefSeq and is a predicted model, not a curated record. Gene Ontology annotation, biological process: signal transduction. The coding region runs from base 331 to 1107 and encodes 258 amino acids. Gene Ontology annotation, cellular component: cytoplasm. Lineage: Eukaryota; Viridiplantae; Streptophyta; Magnoliopsida; Malvales; Malvaceae. The transcript has 7 exons.
AACUUCAAAGAAAGCAACACUCUCAAAACCAACGAUUACGACCCAAACUCCUUAAAACGACCUUGUAACACUGCCUCAUUUAACAAGGAGUGUAGGCCACAGCCCCGAUCUCGCGUGGGUCAUUGACAUUCCAAAUCGAGCCGGCCAGUCAUGUCUUGUCCCCGCUUCCUCCACUUUUGCCCAUCUUAGUUCUCCUGAUUGGUCCUCCUCAACCAACCCCACCCCCACCCAAAAAAAAAAACCCUGAAAAGAAGGACCAUCUUCUUCCUCUCCGAGUCCCUUCUCCUUGUUUUUUCAUUUCUCCUAGAACGAAAAAGCUUGUAAUCGGCCAUGGAUUUCUCCAAAGAACGUGAAAGCUUCGUUUACAUCGCCAAGCUCGCUGAGCAAGCAGAACGCUUUGAUGAUAUGGUGACUUCCAUGAAAAAGCUAGCGGAGCUUGAUGUGGAACUGACCGUAGAAGAGCGAAACCUGCUCUCUGUUGGGUACAAAAACGUGAUUGGUGCUCGAAGAGCAUCGUGGAGGAUCCUGUCUUCGAUUGAGCAAAAGGAAGAGAGCAAAGGGAAUGAGCAAAAUGUUAAGAAAAUCAAAACGUAUAGGCAGAAAGUGGAAUCGGAGUUGUCCAAUAUUUGUAAAGAUAUUAUGGGUGUCAUUAAUGAGCAUCUCAUUCCUUCUUGCUUGGGUGGAGAGUCUACUGUGUUUUAUUAUAAAAUGAAAGGAGAUUAUUAUAGGUACUUGGCGGAGUUUAAGAUGGGUGAUGAAAGGAAAGAGGCCGCUGAUCAGUCCAUGAAAGCAUAUCAGUCUGCAACAACUACAGCAGAAGCUGAGUUGCCUCCUACCCAUCCAAUCCGGUUGGGUUUGGCCUUGAACUUCUCUGUCUUUUAUUAUGAAAUUAUGAACUCUCCUGAAAGGGCCUGUCACCUUGCUAAGCAAGCUUUUGAUGAAGCUAUCUCAGAGUUGGAUACUUUAAGCGAGGAGUCAUACAAAGAUAGCACAUUGAUUAUGCAGCUUUUAAGGGACAACCUUACUUUAUGGACUUCUGACAUCCCAGAGGAUGGAGAAGAAGCCGCAAAGCUUGGUGCUGCUAAAGUGGGUGAAGGAGAUGAAUGAAGCUACUUAAAUGGAUUGGGACCUGUAUCAUGAAAGGAAGUAGUACAAUCUAAAACUGUUGGAAAUGCCCUGUUGUCAAGAGAGAUUCAAUUGUUAUGACUCUUUUUAUGAGCUAGUGUUUGAUGUUUGGACUGUGGAGUGUCAAUGGCAUUUUACGUUUUUGUCUGUCUCUUUUUAACAUCCUUCCCUCUGUGAUCAAAUAAAAACUAUUUUCAGGAUUUUUUUUCC